CUUAAAUGAUAAACCAAAAACUGUAAUGCGUAUUAGUUCUUGAUUAGUAAUUAUCGCUGUCAAUUGCAAGAUGCGACUCGAUAUCCUAGCAUUGUUGUUAUGUAUCAGUGAUGCUAAGUAUGUCACUGUGAAUACAACCUACGGACAACUAAGAGGUGAGGUUAAUACAGCCAUUGGUGAAUACCCCAAGGGAACGCUUAACAAUAUCACCAGCACACAAUUUUUAGGUGUUCCAUUUGCCAAGCCACCAAUCAAUAGACUGCGUUGGAAAGCUCCAGUUGAACAGGACACUUGGACAGGGGUAAAGGAUGCUUUGGAUUAUGGUAAUGCAUGUUGGCAAGCACAAAGACCCAACGUGGACUAUUCAGAGGACUGCCUAGUACUUAAUAUAUGGAUACCAGGAGAUGUGAAUCAAACUGCUUUAAAAAACCUAAACCUUUCUGUUAUGCUAUACAUUCAUGGUGGUGGUUUCCAGACUGGUACUAGCUCUCGGUAUUUUGGAGGUUUCAUGUCAAAUGACAACAAUGUUGUCACGGUAACAGUGAACUAUCGUCUAGGAGUCCUGGGAUUUUUCUCAACUGAAGAUUCAACGGCUGAAGGAAAUUAUGGACUGCUUGACAAUAUCAUGGCACUGCAAUGGGUCAAAAAUAACAUCAAAAACUUUGGCGGCAACCCUAACUCUAUAACCAUAUAUGGGGAAUCAGCUGGGGCAGCAGCAGUAUCACAUCUUAUGUUGUCUCCAAUGGCGGAAGGACUUUUCCACAGAGGAAUAACUCAGAGUGGAGUAGCCACAGUAUACUGGGGCAUAGCUAGGAACUAUCUAAAAGAGCUAUCAAAUUUGCUUGGAGAGAAGUUAGACUGUCCAUCGCGUGACUCAAAGGCAUUGACGAAUUGCUUGCAAGAUAAAGAUCCAAAGGAAGUUACAAAUGCAGCCAUCCAGCUUGAUGGUGAAAUACAGCUGAACAGGAAUGACACUCAGAGUAAAUACCUGCCUAGAAUUGAUGGAAAAGUAAUCAUUGAUGAACCUUUGAAAGUGCUUCAAUCCGGAAACUUCUACCCAUAUGAUUACAUGACAGGUAUUAACAGUCAUGAGGGCUGGAUGCUACAAAACACUGUUGCGAUUGAUUUAAGGAACAAAACCCUUGAACAAGGAAUCAAUUUCACUGACUUUGAUCUCCUUACUCAGCGUUGGAUGCGUUUUCUAAGCCACCCUGAUAAACGGUUUGAAGUCAGCCAGGCUGUGAAACUUGUAUAUGACGUGUACUCAUCAACUGCUGACAGCAUUGAUCGCUCUAAAUCCUAUUUAGACUUUCUCUCAGACUUUGUCUGGAUUGCUGACAACGAUAGAUUCGCUAAAUUGUACAGCAAAAAGUCCACAAAUAUCUACAACUAUUACUUCUCACCGGAGGUAUCAGAAUACCAGAGGCGAAUAAAAUUUGCAAAGCCAGCCCCUGAUUGGGUAAGAGCGAGUCAUGCCGAUGAUAUAUCAUAUGUGUUUGGGUUUGCCAAGUAUGCAAAGGCUGACAAUGCAACAGAUGAUGAGAGACUGUUCAGUGAUGCAGUCAUGAAAGCUUGGGCCAACUUUGCCAAAACUGGUGAUCCAGGGGAAGUUGCAGGCAAAACCUGGCCUCGGUUUUCAGAGGACAAUCCCACAUAUCUUGACUUAACAACACCUAUAUCAAAUAUAACACAGAUCACAAACCUGCUACCAAGAAAGAUGUCAUUAUGGCUUGAUUUUGUUUGGCCCAUGCUAGAUCAACCAAAUGACUGUAAAAUUCAACCCACUGGCAACCCAGUGACGAGACAACCCAGCUCAGCCAGUACUGUGAGACCACUGGCAACAACCCUGAUAAUGGUGACACUCUCACUCCCAAUGAUACUGUAGAAGUUAUGAGAACAAUGAAAGACUUAAUAUCUGAUGACAUUUUUGAUUCUAUGCAUAUUUUCUGUCUGAAAGAACAUGAAGUUUCCUAAAUUGAAUUAACCUGGCUUUUAAAAGUUUCUUAAAAGACUUCAAGCUUAAAACCCAUUAAAACUAUGUUAAAAAUGUUUUAAAGUUGAUUUACUUCCUGGCAAUUGAAUUAACAUUAAUUCAAUUGAAAAACCACCUAUUGAAAAACCAUCUAUUCAAACAUCUAUAUAGCAAAGCAGAUGAGUCAAGUGCAAUGCAUAUUAAAUCAACAUUAGCAUGUUAAAACUAACUAGCAGACUAAAAUACAAAUCUCCCCUUUAAUUCUUAACACUGAACUGGGUAUUGUUUGCAUCAGCGUUAAGAUUUUUAUAUCAAUUACAUAAUAAAUAUUAAUUUCCUGAUGGAUAUUCAUAUCUAGAGUAUUGAAAGUGAAUGUACAGUAUUGAAAGUGAAAUUGUACUUAGACUAGAGCCUAAAUGCAUGUUU
Owenia fusiformis is the source of this 2398-nucleotide messenger RNA. Lineage: Eukaryota; Metazoa; Annelida; Polychaeta; Sabellida; Oweniidae. The record is from the annotation of a GenBank genome assembly.